Messenger RNA from Chelmon rostratus (copperband butterflyfish), 1033 nucleotides. Its product is annotated as Fc receptor-like protein 5. Gene Ontology annotation, biological process: cell surface receptor signaling pathway. Gene Ontology annotation, molecular function: transmembrane signaling receptor activity. Bases 47 to 1033 code for a protein of 328 amino acids. The transcript has 9 exons. Lineage: Eukaryota; Metazoa; Chordata; Actinopteri; Chaetodontiformes; Chaetodontidae. The record is from RefSeq and is a predicted model, not a curated record.
UCACUGCACUUCAGCCUGAUGCUCAGACAGUCAGCAGCGAGACAACAUGGACGUCACAGCUCUCUGCAUCAGACUGUUGAUGAAUGUGUUAUUCCUGCUGAAUGCGCUCCAUCAGGAAGUUGAUUCAGUGUCUCUUCAUGUCGUCCCGAACAAACUGCAGUUCUUUGAGUACGAGUCUCUAACUUUCCAUUGUGAGGCGUUCAGUGGCUCCACUGGACUGAAAGUUGUGUUUAAGUUAAAAGAGGAACUUCGCUCAUGCAAAACUGCAAGUCAGGUGACAUCAACAGGUUUCUCCUGCAGCAUUCAAAUUCUUUACACAGAGGACAGUGGAGAGUACUGGUGUGAGGCUGGAGGGGGGAGGAGAAGCAACAGCAUCAACAUCACUGUCACUAAUGGUUCUGUGAUCCUGGACAGUCCUGUCCUUCCUGUGAUGGACGGAGACGCUGUGACUCUGCUGUGCAGAAACAAGAUGGCUUCCUCCAACCGCACAGCUGAUUUCUAUAAAGACGGCCUCCUCCUCAGGAGCAGCUCUACAGGAGGGAUGAUCAUCCCCAGCGUUUCCACGUCUGAUGAAGGACUCUACAAGUGCAGAUUCUCUGAUGGUGGAGAAUCACCACAGAGCUGGCUGACCGUCAGAGCACCGACCAGACCUGUCUCUUCCAGUCCCACCCCAUGGAUGGCUGUCGCUGUUUUACUGGCGGUCCUGCUGUUGGUGGUGGGGCUGCUUCACCUUGGCAAGCGUCCUUGGCACAGAGCACAGCUCCACCCGUCCACUCGAACACCUGCUGCAGGCUCAGAUGAGAAGCGAACAGUGUCUGUAGAGUCCCGGGCAGCAGACGGUGCGACGUACGCUGUCGUGAGAAAAAACAAGAAGAAGAAAGCUGAGGACGAACUGAUGUCUGCGCCCGUUUACUACACCUUUGACCAGGUUGAAACUCGACAACUGGGUUGCCGAGUGAUCGCCGACAGGAAGAGGAGCUUUAAGAGACGAGUUCGCUGCUUCACACAGCGACACAGCGGCACCGCGAUAUGA